AUGCAGGAGUUGCCUUUGAAGAUGCUGCCCAAGGUGUCGCCAAACCGGUGCUGGCGCAUAGAGCAUCCGCAAGUGGCGACAUUGGCUCUUGAGGCAACAAGCGAAAAGGGCGGCAUGGCAGGGGUCGCGGUUGCAGAGAAUCCGAAAAAGAAAGCUCGGCUGACUGGAGCCAUGGCUCGUUACAGUGAAAAGAGUAUUCACGACAUAAGCCGGCUGCUUGAAGGGAAAGAGCACAAGUCUCAGCCUAGCGGUGCUGCCAAGCGUCGCAUGCGCGAGGCAAUCGCUCCUGUAUGUGCAUGUUACGAACAAGUAACGGCACCCAACAAAGAUCCAUCGCAGCCAGAUGUUCAAUGGGCGUUUGCCAAUGUCAGAGCGCUGUUGCGCUGCAUGGCCCCGUCGUGCCCCUCCUUCGUGACUUUCUUGCAGUCGCAGGCACAACCGCUGCGCUGCAUCCUCAGUCAUGACGAGUGCACGGCAGGCAAUGUGCUGGCCACAGAACAAAGACAAAAGGUAACGCUAUGUUACUUGUCUUUGGAAUGCAUGGCCAAGUGGGGUGACUCGCCCACUGCAUGGCUACCCAUAUCGGCUAUCAGCCACGCCCAGGUCGCGAACACGCGCGGGGGCAUGGGGAACGUGCACCGAAGGCUGAUUGAGGCCUGGGCGCAACAAAGCCUGGAAGAACCAUUCGAGCUGGUGCCCGGCGUCUCCAUUAGCCUGGUGCUGAGCUGCAUGGUGGCAGACCAUGAUGCGCAGCGUGGGUCGCUGUGCGCCAAAGGCUCAGCGGGACUGAAGCCGUGCGCUUUUUGCAUCAACUGCAUUGCAAAAAGCGCACAGGGCACAGCUGAAAAGGAUGCGCAGUUUCGCACGAUUGCGGAAAGUGACAUGUCUCUGUUUCAGCAGCAUUCGACGGAAGCGCUGCGGCAAUUUAUUUGCAAAGCCUUGCAGCACCCAAAAAGCAAAGCUGAACAUGAGCUGCAGGAGCGAGUGCUGGGCUACAGAAUUGAAAGAAACAACAUGUGGAUGUCGCCCACUCGCCUGCAAUGCUUGCCAUUGGAACGGUACGUGAACGAUAGCAUGCACUGCUACUUCAGCAAUGGCAUUUGCUCUGUGGAAAUAGCUUUGCUGCUUGAUGCGGUACAGACCGUGACCAAGAAAACAAUUGCGGACAUCAAGCGUGCGGUGUUGGACGCGGGAUGGCUGCGGCACCGCAGCCAUAGCCGCCAUGGAGAAAACCAAUACUGGACUAAGCGUCUAUUCACUGAGGCGUAUUUUGGAUCUUCAAUGUAUAAAGGAUCUGCCAAACAGACUUUGGCGCUUCUAAGCCUACUACGGUGGGUCUGUGAGAGCGUGUGGCUUCGUGUCCCAGAGCUGGAAACGGCCGCUGCCUGUUUCUUGAAACUGUGCGCUUGCGUGGAAUGCAUCCGCACAAUUGGCCACACCAAAUGUUUUGACAAACUCCACGCAUUGCAGACAGAGCAUCAAAAGGCAUUUGUAAAGCAAUGGGGUGAUUACGUUAGACCGAAACAUCACCAUCGCUUACAUCUGCCGUUUCAAUACAGGGCGCUCAACCUGUGCCCCACAAUGUGGGGCACGGAAAGUAAGCACAGAGACUACAAGGGCCUAUUUGCGGCCAACUUUCAACAAUGGCUUACCUUGCCGAUGUUAAAUGUAGACCGAUAG
Molecule: messenger RNA, 1680 nt
Organism: Cladocopium goreaui
Lineage: Eukaryota; Dinophyceae; Suessiales; Symbiodiniaceae
Source: the annotation of a GenBank genome assembly